This is a messenger RNA of Drosophila kikkawai, 1396 nucleotides long. RefSeq names its product N(G),N(G)-dimethylarginine dimethylaminohydrolase 1. The record is from RefSeq and is a predicted model, not a curated record. NCBI's taxonomy places the organism in Eukaryota, Metazoa, Arthropoda, Insecta, Diptera, Drosophilidae. Gene Ontology annotation, biological process: arginine metabolic process; positive regulation of nitric oxide biosynthetic process. Gene Ontology annotation, molecular function: dimethylargininase activity; amino acid binding.
CAUUUUUGAGCAUCUGUGGCCUGGUCACACUGGACACUGGGCUAACCAAAUCUGAAUCCCAAACCAAAUCUGCAUCCGCAACCGAGGAACCACAGCAGCCAGUGGCCAACCCGCCCAUCAUGUCGCCCAAAUACACGCACGCGAUUGUGGCCAGAAUCUCGGACGCCCUGCUGGAGAACGGAGAGUUCGAUGUGCAACUGGCCAAGCAGCAGCACGAACAGUACUGCACUUUGCUGCGGACCAUUGGCCUGGACGUGAUCGAGCUGCCGCCGGACGACCAACUGCCGGAGGGCGUGUUUGUGGAGAACAGCGCAGUCAUAUGCAAUGGUGUGGCUCUGAUCGGGCGAUCGGAGAACGCCAAACGGCGACGCGAGGCGGAGAGCAUGGCCAUCAUACUGAAGAAGGAGCUGGACAUUCCCGUCAUCGAGAUCGAGGAUCCGCACGCCCAGCUCGAUGGCGGGGAUGUGCUCUUCACGGGUCGAGAGUUCUUCAUUGGCAUCUCGGGGUACACCAACGAGGAGGGCGCCCGGGCGGUGGCCAUGGCCUAUCCCGAAUAUCCAGUAACGCCGAUUCGAGUCAACGGGGCGAAGCGCCUGAAAUACUAUGUGACAAUGGCCGGACCGGACGUGCUGUGCGUGAGCAGCAGCCCCACCUGCCAGGAGAUCGUGAAGCGGAUGGAAAGGGAGGCCAGCUUCACCUACCAGAAGCUGACGCUGCCCGAGGAGAGCGCGGCCAACAUGCUGUACAUCAACGGGACGAUUGUCCACAGAUCGCCGACGGAAAUUCCAGAAGCCUACAAGACUCUAAAAGAGAAAAUCGACAUUCCAACACGCAACAUAAACAUUAGCGAAUUUAGCCAAUAUUCCAGUGGACUGACGUCCUCAUGCCUGCUGCUGCGACGCUGGAAGUCCAUACGCAGCCUGUGAAUCUCCCGCCAGCGAUAAUCAGCUGCUUGAAUCGGAAUCGGAUUCGGAGUGAGAGAAGCAUUUGCCAUGAGAAACACGCACAACAGCCCCGGGGUAGCAGCCUGCUCUCCGGGCAUCAGCAAUAUCGUAUUAUCUAUUAUAGUUUACACACCAAUUUCUUGUUAUUGUUACCAAUUUAAGAUUGAACCCUUGAAGCUAAUCAAGCCAUCGAUGGCUAUAGCCCGGGGAAGGUGGUGGAGUGUGCUCCACCACGUCACCCGGGCACGGAUCAGCAGCAUUCAUGCAUCCAUCGCCCACUCACACACUCCAUUGACAUUGACGACGUUGAACGGAUAUCAUAUUAUUGUAUUAUUACGGCAAAGAAUUGCUAUUAGAAACUGUAUCUACUUUACAAGUAGCUUGUUGAAUGUGUGUUCAGUGUCUGUCCUCGAAAUAAAGUGCAACAUUUGUAAUCUCUUUAUAAACUUUAA